Aureobasidium melanogenum CBS 110374 is the source of this 1212-nucleotide messenger RNA. RefSeq names its product kinase-like protein. Gene Ontology annotation, cellular component: cytoplasm; nucleus. Bases 1 to 1212 code for a protein of 403 amino acids. Gene Ontology annotation, biological process: protein phosphorylation. Lineage: Eukaryota; Fungi; Ascomycota; Dothideomycetes; Dothideales; Saccotheciaceae. The record is from RefSeq and is a predicted model, not a curated record. Gene Ontology annotation, molecular function: cyclin-dependent protein serine/threonine kinase activity; ATP binding. The transcript has 5 exons.
AUGCCUCUCAGCUUGACCUUUCUGGAAAGGUUCGAGACUAUAUCGAAAAUACAAGCGGCUUCCAGGCUUGCAGAUGGCACCCUCUCUUCCAGCGAUGCUCAGCAUCAAGCCACAAAUCUAGAGCAAACCAUCCACGACAACUCGGACAAUUUGCAAGAUUACCAAUCUCGUAUUGAUGCCGUGAUCCGUGACUUGUCGUUGAAGUCGAGCACACAUGAGCGACCUGCAGAAUCAUCAGAAGAGUCUCUCGUGCUACCCUUAGGUGGUAUUAACAUUGGCCGUUACACGAAUGCAGUACACCAUAACGAUGGUCUGUUCUCUGAAGUCUACAAAGCAGUAGCUCAAUCUGGUUGUGGUAUCAUCCCAAAGACGCAUGGCUACGAGAAGCAUCCUUGUCUGGUCGCUCUCAAAGUCACCAAUCCGUCUGCCACAGAGCCACCUCACGAUUCCGUGCGUGAGGUACGACUACUGGAACGAGCUCGCCAUCAAUCCGUUGUAGAGCUCGUCGAAAGUUUCCAACAAGCUGGCGGCCAUCUUGUGUUGGUGUUUCCAUUCAUGCCGUAUACCCUUGACGAUAAACUCAAAAGGGGCAAGCUGCAACUGAAAGAUCAGAAAGUCAUUCUCUCGCAAUUGAUGCAGGGCCUUGAGUACAUACACAGUUGCGGGAUAAUCCAUCGAGAUAUCAAACCUUCGAACAUUCUACUAAGGAGUCCAUCUGGUCCGGCCUACAUCUCCGACUUUGGCAUCGCGUGGUCGGCUGAUGAUCCCUCAUCUGAACCUGCCAAGGAGAAGAUCAUGGACGUAGGUACAACAAGCUACCGCCCUCCUGAGCUCAUGUUUGGUAAUCAUUGGUACGAUGCGAGUCUCGAUAUGUGGGCAGCAGGAUGUGUGGUCGCUCAAGUGGUGAGCUUGGGUCCUCAAACAUUAUUUGAUUCUGGUGAUCUCGGAAGCGACCUUGCCUUGAUCAAAAGCAUCUUCUCCACGCUUGGAACCCCAGACACCGGAAGCUGGCCUGAAGCCAAAACCUUACCUGACUGGGGCAAGAUGGCCUUUGUACAAUAUCCUUCGAAAGACUGGAAAGAUGUCUUACCCGGUGCUUCAGCGGAUGCAGUCAACCUGGUGCAAAAAAUGGUCAUGUACGAAAGCGGCGACAGGAUGAAAGCGGACCAAUGGCGGAUACAAAGCUUCUUUGGCGAAGAACCUAGCUUUUAG